AUGCCAAUCAAGAAGGUUUUCCUCACCGGGGCGUCCGGGUUCAUUGGCGGCGAUGCACUCUACGCAGUGCACAAGGCCCAGCCCGACUGGGAGAUCUCCGUCCUGAUCAGAGAUAAAGAGAAGGCUAAGCAGAUUCAAGAAGCCUACCCCGAUAUCAAGGUUGUCAUCGGUUCGUUAGAUGAUACCGAAAUCAUCGUGAAUGCUGCAUCUACAGCCGACAUCGUCAUCCACACCGCAGAUUCGUCUGAUCAUCCAGCCUCGGCCCAAGCCAUCGCGGAUGGCCUCCGGGCCACGCAUUCGCACUCCAACCCUGGAUAUUACAUUCACAUCGGCGGUACGGGAAUCCUUACCUGGUAUGACUGGGAGCACCAGCGCUUUGGACAAAAGCCGCUGCCAGAACAGGCGUAUGAUGAUUUAGAUGGCAUUGACGCUAUAUUAAAUCUUCCCGACUACGCCUGGCAUCGUAAUGUUGACAAAAUCGUUCUCGCGGAGGCCAGCAAGGAUCCAGAGGCGGUCAAAAUUGCCAUUGUAUGCCCCCCAACGAUUUACGGCAUUGGAAGAGGUCCCAUCAGCCAGCGAAGUCGUCAGAUUCCUUUGCUCAGCGCCUUGACAAUCGAAAACGGCGAAGCGCCUGUUAUUGGAGAUGGCCUUGCGGAAUGGGACCACAUCCAUAUUCACGACCUGUCCAGCCUGAUUACACUGCUCGUGCAGCAUGCCAAUAAAUCGGGGACUCAUGAUCCUAAUAAGGAGGUUUUUGGCCCAAACAGCUACUACUUUGCUGCGAGUGGGACUCAUCGAUGGGAUAAAAUCGCCGAGGCUAUUGCCGAAGAAGCCUAUAAGCAGGGCUAUAUCAAGGUGCCCAAAACGACUCAACUUACUGUUAAUACGGCCAAGGAGAAGUACGGCAUGGAACCUAUAACCUGGGGCCUUAACAGCAAGGGUGCGGCGAGGCGGGCAAAGAAGCUUCUUGGCUGGGAGCCCAAGGGCCCAGAGCUAACGGAACUGAUCCCUGACCUGGUUCGAUAUGAGGGAGAGAGAAAGAAACAGGGACUCGAAGCCUGGAAGAAAGUUAAUUAA
Clonostachys byssicola is the source of this 1077-nucleotide messenger RNA. The record is from the annotation of a GenBank genome assembly. Lineage: Eukaryota; Fungi; Ascomycota; Sordariomycetes; Hypocreales; Bionectriaceae.